Molecule: messenger RNA, 2858 nt
Organism: Telopea speciosissima
Lineage: Eukaryota; Viridiplantae; Streptophyta; Magnoliopsida; Proteales; Proteaceae
Product: probable NOT transcription complex subunit VIP2
Exons: 14
Coding region: 910-2775 (621 amino acids)
Biological process (GO): regulation of DNA-templated transcription; nuclear-transcribed mRNA poly(A) tail shortening
Cellular component (GO): CCR4-NOT core complex; P-body
Source: RefSeq, a predicted model, not a curated record
AGGGUUUCUUGAACGGACUUCGUUUCUUUGGAUCAGAAGGUUAGCCGUUUUUAAUUCAUCUGUUUUAGUUUUCUGUCGGUUGUUGUUCAGAUCGUUCGCCAUUUCCUUCUUUUUUAUGCCUGAGGUUCUCCGUUCCCUUUCUCCUCCAGAGGCAGAGUUCAGUGAUUUAUCGUUCUUGAAAUACUUCUCACUCCGUUUCACUAACAUAUUCGCGGGAAAAUUUGAUUUCCUAACUUUUUUUCCCUCGGAUUCAGAUUACUGAUUUCGAAGGUAUGUAGAAUUCGUCCAUCUCCUCCCUGCUACUGUUUAUUCAUUAACGUCGACAUUGUAUGGUUUAAAAGAGAAGAAGAAGAAGGAGAAAUCAUCCUGUUACAAAGCUGGAUCUCUUUUCCCUAUCGUUUUAGUUCUUGGAAGAAAAAAAAGUGGGGGGGGGGGUGUUCAUUUGACUAGGGUUCUAGGAAUAUAGACUCUUGCUAUUUUUUUUUCCAUGAAUAGUUCCAUUUAGUUGCAAUUCAUCAUUUUCGUCAUUCGUUUUAUACGUUUUUCGACUAUUAGGAUUAUUUAUGGAGUAAGUGUUCACUCCCCUAGCUGCUUUCUUGAACAUUUUUGAUUGAAUGCAUGUUGAGAACUGUCAGCCGUACCUUUUGUUCUCUUCCUAUUCGUUAAGAGGGGAAGAUUGAAAUAAAUUUGGAUUUGUAGCUUAAUUUCUAACAAAAUUAUGGAUCUUAAUAUGGUUCUGGAAAGUCUGGUUCAUUUUUUCCCCCUUCUAUCCUAUCAUUUAAUUUUUAGAUUGGACUCCAGGUCUGUGGAUAAGAAUUACUAAAGCAGGAAUUAUUCUUUUAAUAAUACCGGCGACAACAGCUGCUUCACGGCAAGGAAUGCUCUUGUGCAAGUUUGGAUGAUUUUGCAAUGUCAGGCCUAUUCAAUUCAGGGCUCAACGGAUCAUCCUCAAAUCAUCAAGACACUGCAGGAAGGCCUUUUGGAUCACCGUUUUCUGUACAGUCUGCUUCCACUGCCCCUGUUUUUCAUCACACUGGAAAUGUUCAAGGAAUGCAUAACAUUCAUGGGAGCUUCAACAUUCCCAACAUGCCAGGCACACUUGCAUCAAGAAACUCAGCAAUGACCAGUGUCCCGCCAAAUGGUGUCCAACAACCUGCAGGAAGUCUUUCUACUGGACGUUUUGCAUCGAACAACCUUCCUGUUGCUCUUUCUCAGAUCUCUCAUGCCAGCUCACAUGGGCAUUCUGGGGUCACUAAUAGAGGAGGAUUGGGAGUCGCUCCAAUCAUAGGAAACACUGUUCCUCGAAUUACAAGCUCAAUGGGGAACAUUGUUGGUGCGGGCAAUGUGGGAAGGAGCUUAAGUUCUGCUGGAGGACUGUCCGUGUCUGGUCUUGCUUCUCGUUUGAAUUUGACGGGAAAUAGCGGGUCUGGUAGUCUUAGUGUACAAGGACCUAACAGACUAAUGGGUGGCAUGCUUCCACAAGCACCGCAGGUGUUAUCAAUACUAGGAAAUUCUUAUUCUCCUGGUGGCCCUUUAUCUCAAAGCCAAGUCCAAGGAGGGAAUAAUGCCUUAAGUUCCAUGGGAAUGCUAAAUGAUGUUAACUCUAAUGACAAUUCUCCUUUUGAUAUAAACGAUUUUCCUCAGUUGAGUGGACGCCCAAGUUCUGCUGGUGGUUCACAAGGUCAAUUGGGUUCUCUACGGAAGCAGAGUGUUGGUGUUCUCCAACAAAACCAAGAAUUCAGCAUCCAAAAUGAAGAUUUUCCAGCGUUACCUGGAUAUAAAGGUGGCAAUACUGAUUAUGCAAUGGAUCUGCACCAAAAAGAACAAGUUAAUGACAGUGCCAUGUCUAUGAUGCAAUCCCAGCACUUCCCUAUAGGGAGAUCAAGUGGCUUCAGCUUAGGAGGUACAUAUGCAUCCCAUCGCCAGCAACAACAGCAGCAUUCUCCAUCAGUGGGUGGUAGUGGGGUUCCCUUCAGAUCCGCAAAUAGCCAAGAUCUACUCCAUAUCCAUGGUUCUGAUCUAUUCCCAUCUUCCCAUGCAAGCUAUCACUCGCAGGUUCAAAAUAAUGGGCCACCACCUGGAUUGAGAUCUGUUAACUCUCCCAAUUCAGUUUCUGGUUUGGGAUCGUAUGACCAGCUUAUUCAUCAAUAUCAACAGCUCCAGAGCCAGUCUCAGUUUCGAUUGCAGCAAAUGUCUGCUGUGGGUCAGUCAUAUAGAGAUCAAAAUGUGAAGGCCAUGCAGGCAGUGCCUGAUAGGUUUGGCUUGCUUGGUUUAUUAAGUGUCAUAAAAUUGAGCAAUCCAGAGCUGAAUUCUCUCGCUCUAGGGACUGAUUUGACAACUCUUGGGCUGAAUUUGAGUUCAACUAAUGAUAUUCACAAAAAGUUUGCUUCCCCCUGGUCUGAUGAGCCUGCUAAGGGAGAACUCGAAUACGCAGUGCCAGAGUGCUAUUAUGCUAAACUACCGCCUACACUACAUCAAGGCUACUUUGCAAAAUUCCAGCCAGAGACAUUGUUUUAUAUUUUUUACAGCAUGCCAAAAGAUGAUGCCCAAUUGUAUGCCGCUAAUGAAUUGUACAACAGAGGUUGGUUCUACCAUAAAGAUCUGCAACUGUGGCUCAUAAGGGUCUCCAACAUGGAGCCUCUGGUUAAAACGAACACGUAUGAAAGGGGUUCCUAUCUCUGUUUUGACCCAAAUACAUGGCAAACUAUUGGGAAGGAUAAUUUUGUCCUUCAUUAUGAAAUGUUGGAGAAGAGACCAGUGUUGACGCAACAUUAGCAAAACGGGUUUCCAAUUUGUAAAGUUUUAUUAGUUGCUGGGGUUGACAUAUGAAAGCAUAAAAUGAUGUCUUUUAUUUGGUU